AUGACAGACACCGAGAAACAGGACAUUAGGCAUAUGGGAUCAUGCGAACGCCUACCCAGUAUCCCAGAGGAUGUCCAGGAAAUUACAGUCGAGUAUCCUAGAGGAUGGAGACUAUUUUUGACCACAGUUGGUGUGCUAGCCAGCGUGUACCUCGUUAACCUGGAGGUCACCAUUGUCAGCACAUCACUCAUAAGCAUCACGAACGACCUCAAUGGUUUCGAGAAGACUAGCUGGAUCGCGACUGCUUUCUUGACAACAUACACUGCUUUUAUGAGCCUAUGGACAAGGUUCAGUGAUAUAACCGGCCGGAAGAAGGCUAUUAUUGCAGCUGAUAUCGUCUUUCUUAUGUUCUCAAUGGGAUGUGGAGCGUCUAAGACAGUGGACCAGCUGAUUAUAUGUCGAGCGUUCCAAGGCAUCGGUGGUGCAGGUGUAUACACACUUGGCGUCCUCUGUGUGUAUGAAUUAGUCGAGAAACCACGCCUUCCUCUCUUCGGCGCCCUGAUGGCAGUCACGAUUGCUCUGGCAUCCUUGACGGGCCCAAUAUUUGGAGGGGUUCUGACCGAGAAUUCAAGUUGGCGAUGGGUGUUCUAUAUCAAGUUGGGUUUGACAGAGAAACUGGAGCCUCCCACCAGGAGGACUGGCAGUUAUAUUACUAGCCCUGGGAAUGCCUGCGCAUUUUGGCUCUGCGAAGCCGCAGCCCCUUUCCGAGCUGAUGCCGAGUUGGCAGCUUUUCAGAAAAAUCGACUUCAUGGGCUCGUUUCGCAGCUCAGUGGCUCUCUACUCUUGGUUUCUGUGCUGAAUGAGGCCAACCAACAUUUUGAGUGGUCUUCCCCUACAGCUAUCACCCUCGUCGUACUGGCCUGUCUCUCUUGGAUUGUCUUCUUUGUAUGGGAAUUGUGUAUCGUGGCCAAUUGUUCUGGAUAUGAUCCCAUCUUUCCUAGACGUUUUCUUUCCAAUCGAGCCUGGAUCGGGAUACUGAUAACAACAUUUGCCAGUGGCUGUCCCUGGAAUGUGAUUAUUCUCUACAUUUCGCAGAGGCUUCAACUUCUAGUAAAGAUGUCGCCUCUAGAAGCCGGCAUCCAUCUUAUUCCAUUUUCCGCCGUCGCUACAGUGGCUUCAAGCCUGGCCUGUCUGUGUAGCUCAAAAGGCCGUGUUCCAUUCGUUUACACUACCCUACUAGGGUCUUUUCUCCAGAUCGUCGGCGUUACGUUGCUGUCGACCCUUCCUGAAUCCCCAACCUUUCCCACUGAGGGACCGGGAUACGAAGCCCUGGCGGGUCUAGGUAUAGGAACUACUAUUGGAAUCUUGAUAUUGGCGACGCCGUUUGUAGUCGAGGUUCAAGACCUAACAAAUGCAACCGGAGCUCUGACUCAAUAUCGUUUUCUGGGAGGCGCAAUUGGCCUUUCCGUUGCGUCGAAUAUCCUAAACUCGAGGUUGAAGAGCAAGCUGACUGGCGUACUGUCAUCGGAGCAGCUGCAGACUUUGCUUCAAAACCCAGCCAUGGUCAGCUCAUUUUCCCCUGACCUGCAAGGAAUCAUCGAGGCUGUUUUUAGCAGGAGCUAUACUAUCCAACUGAGAGCCAUGAUUGCGUUUUCCGCGAUGCAGGUGUUGGCUGCUCUUUUGAUGUUUAAACGUGGACGACAGCAUGCUGUGGCGUGA
Aspergillus tanneri is the source of this 1659-nucleotide messenger RNA. RefSeq lists its product as uncharacterized. NCBI's taxonomy places the organism in Eukaryota, Fungi, Ascomycota, Eurotiomycetes, Eurotiales, Aspergillaceae. The transcript has 7 exons. The record is from RefSeq and is a predicted model, not a curated record. Gene Ontology annotation, biological process: transmembrane transport. Bases 1 to 1659 code for a protein of 552 amino acids. Gene Ontology annotation, molecular function: transmembrane transporter activity.